Messenger RNA from Kwoniella botswanensis, 1095 nucleotides. RefSeq lists its product as uncharacterized. Lineage: Eukaryota; Fungi; Basidiomycota; Tremellomycetes; Tremellales; Cryptococcaceae. The record is from RefSeq and is a predicted model, not a curated record. The coding region runs from base 1 to 1095 and encodes 364 amino acids. The transcript is spliced from 5 exons.
AUGAGAUUCACCAAAUCCGCCAUUACUGCUCUCUUCGCAGCUGUUCUUGCCAACGCUGCUCCUGCCCCAGUCCCAGCUGGAGGUGUAGGUGUCAGACCUAACGAUACCGCUCCAGAGUAUCAUACCAUGACUGAUUUCGAUUUCCAAUCUCUCAACUUGGCUUUGAACCAAGAAUGGAUCGAACUUGACUUAUUCAACUACGGUGUCCGAACUUUCUCAGUCGAGGAUUUCGCCGCUGCUGGUAUCAACGAGGAAGAGAUCUCUUUGAUCCAAUUCAUGGCUAACCAAGAAGUCGGCCAUGCUACCCUCCUUACCAACAUCCUCUCCGCUUACGGCCGAACCCCAGCCAAGCAAUGUACCUACGCCUACGACUUUUACACUGUACGGGACUUUGUUAACUUCUGUCAGCGAUUGACCCGAUGGGGUGAAUCAGGUGUAUAUGGAUUCCUUCCCCACCUUGACUCUCGACCAUCUGCUCAACUACUCCUUCAAUCCAUCUCCACCGAAGCCAGACAACAAAUGGCUUUCCGACAACUUGCCGGUGCUUUCCCUAUGCCCGUCUACUUCGAGACCGGUAUCUCCCAAGCUAUGUCCUGGUCAUUACUCCAAAACUACAUCGUCUCCUGUCCAGCCGAGAACCCAAGAAUCGAAUGGCCCAUCUUCCCCAACUUGAACGUAACCAACGAUGCCAACCUCCUCGUGGACGGAUACAAUGCUGCUAUCUCCCACAACAGGACUUCGCUCACCGAACCUGGAAGAAGAGUCGAACUUACUUGGGAUGCCCCUAAAGGAAAUGUCUCUUAUGAUGGAUUAUACAACACCACUGUAGGAGGAAACGUCACUGAUCCAACCAAACCCAAAUAUGUUGCUUGGAUCAACCAACUUAACGCUACCUAUACCGAAUUCAACCAAACUGGUAACUACACUGGAUACACUUUCCAACCUGGAGGAGUAGUUUUCAACAACACCGAUGAUGGAAUCGUUAACGGUACUUCCUUCAUUGCCCUCACCGACUCUAACCCUUACGUCACUCCAUACAACCUUUCGCUCUUGAACGAUGUCAUCAUCGCUUGGGGUCUUUACCAAGCCAACUAA